Bombus terrestris (buff-tailed bumblebee) is the source of this 1873-nucleotide messenger RNA. Its product is annotated as zinc finger protein 782-like. The transcript is spliced from 2 exons. The coding region runs from base 211 to 1152 and encodes 313 amino acids. Gene Ontology annotation, biological process: regulation of transcription by RNA polymerase II. Gene Ontology annotation, cellular component: nucleus. Lineage: Eukaryota; Metazoa; Arthropoda; Insecta; Hymenoptera; Apidae. Gene Ontology annotation, molecular function: RNA polymerase II transcription regulatory region sequence-specific DNA binding; DNA-binding transcription factor activity, RNA polymerase II-specific. The record is from RefSeq and is a predicted model, not a curated record.
ACUGUUACGGUGAAGCUUCCUUUGACCCAUUCUGUGAAGUAAUUAAGUGUUCCAUUGAGUCACUGAAUUUCUGUGAGAUUCGAAUUACAAGUACGCGACCGAUGUGGCUGCAUUAUACUCACCAGGCUACGUAAUACGUCGACACAGCGUGAUCCGCUUGAGCAAACGUAUCUUGUAGUGCAAAACGUCGACAAAUACUUCCUCCUUCCCAUGGAGCACAAAAACACAUCGGCACAGAAACACGAAGAAGAGUGCAUUACAGGAGAUAUCACUAUCAAGUUUGAGGAACAAGACAUACCCGAAGAUACGACUGAACAACAGGUAAUCGAAUCGCCUGAACGAAAAAAUCCUCAAAUUGACGAAACUGCUCAGGUACAUACGAAUCUACCUGUUCGGACGCCUGUACAAUUUUCUCAGUGGUUGAAUCGAUGUUCCAAUGGUUCUGAAAGUAUGGCGAGCAACGAGAAAACGUUUACUUGCGACUGCUGUUCGAAGAUCUUCAGGAAGAAGUACGCAUUGCAGAGGCAUUUAGAGACUCAUAGUAACGCACGGAUGGAAUGUUCGGUGUGCCAUCGACUCCUAAAGACUAAGAAGACGCUGAAGCUUCAUAUGAUGCUGCACGAAGAUACCGGUAAAAUAUUCGAGUGCUCGGAAUGCGGCUUUAUGACAAAACAAAAGCAAAGUAUGACUCGUCAUCAGAUCAGGAUGCACUCGAAGAUCGCCGAUUACAAAUGUCAACUUUGCCCAAAGACGUUUAAAUUUAACGGUGAUCUUAAAAGACAUCAUGAAGCGAAACACGUGGUCGACCCAUGUUAUUGCGAGAUUUGUGGAAAAACGUAUCGAAAUAGUCAUUUUCUUCGAAAGCACCGGCGUAUAUCCAAGACACAUAGAAACGCUUACAGUCGUAUAUGUUACGGGGCAAUUAGGGGUAAUCAGAACAUAGAGUGUGCGACCUCGCAAAACAAGGGUAAAGUGAAGCGAGUAUUCAAUUGCUCCAAGUGCAAAUGGCGAUUCAGCAGCUGGAGGUUACUAAAUAAGCACAUGCAACGACAUCUCCUCAUCUUUAACUGUGACAUUUGUGGAGCCGUGUUUAAGUAUAAGGCUUCGUUUUUGAAGCAUCAAGAAUCGCACAAACAAUCUGAACAGUUUUAAAUCGUGCAAUGGAAAAUAAUUUGUUUCUUUUGUGUGUGAUUACUGAGGUUUGUUAUUUUAUCUUUCAUUCUUUGCUUUUCUUUUUUUGAUACUAUAGAAUAAUAUUAUUUUUCAAGUAAUUAAAUUUAUGUAUAAAUAAUAUAUCAAUUAGAAUAUUAUGUUUGAUUGGGAGCGUGUAGGGGACCGAUACGCUAAAGCGAUACAAAAAGUCCUUUGGAGAUUUGUUUGUUUCUACUACAUUUUGAAGAUCGCGAAGAAGGCCAAAUGAAAAAGUUCGUUUUUUAAAUUAUUUAUUCUGAUAGCUGUAAUUAGAGUGGCCAAUGUUAUAUGUAAAAAAAUUCUUUAAACAUUAUUUUUAUAAAAUAGAUAACGUAAAUAAAUAAGUGAAAAAACGAAAACUUUUCUGCUUCUUCCUUUUUCUUUCCGUUUUUCUUCAAAAUGAAGCAAAUCUCUAAAGAUUCUUUCUUUUUAACGUAUUGGUCCCGAAAUUUUGAUAUUUCAAUUGGGUACACCCUGUAUAUCCACUUUCUUAGUACAUAAAUUUGCAAUGUUGAUAUAAUAUUAAAUUUAAAUAUUAAUUUUUGUUACGCGCAGAUAUGUAAGUAUUGUUUAUAUUCUUUGCGUGUAAACGGAAGAGGAUGUUCAUAUUAGUUUCAAAUACAUAUGCGUUGAUAGACUGUAAGUAUAAAAUAAACGAAUAUCGUUUCUCUUAAAACGCAUA